Messenger RNA from Diaporthe citri, 897 nucleotides. RefSeq lists its product as uncharacterized. Gene Ontology annotation, molecular function: transmembrane transporter activity. The record is from RefSeq and is a predicted model, not a curated record. The transcript has a single exon. Bases 1 to 897 code for a protein of 298 amino acids. Gene Ontology annotation, biological process: transmembrane transport. Lineage: Eukaryota; Fungi; Ascomycota; Sordariomycetes; Diaporthales; Diaporthaceae.
AUGCGAUCAAUUGCGGGAAAUGGGUCGAAGCGCCUUGGAGGCAUUUACCGACCCCUGAUCGAAUCCUUCGGCGUCAAAUCGAAGUAUCACACUCGUGAUGCAUCCAAAGACGCACGAAAGAUCAAAAUAGACCUGGACACCUUCACCUCGCCUCUCAAGCUCCUGAUCCAGAAGGACAUCCUGACCAACCUCCUCUUCGGCGGCGUCGUCUACGCCAUCUGGUCCAUGGUGACCUCGAGCACGACAGGCCUGUUCAAGGACCGCUUCCACCUCAACGAGACCAUGAUCGGCCUCGCGUACCUGCCCAACGGCAUCGGCACGAUAGCCGGCUCGGCCGUCGUGGCCAGGCUCAUGACGCGCGACUUCCGCGCCUGCGAGGAGGCGUACAAGGCCGACAACCGCCUCUCGGACGAGUACACCAUCCCCACCAAGGCCGUCCCCGCCGGCUUCCCCAUCGAGCACGCCCGCCUGCGCCACCUGUGGUGGAUCGUGGCGCUCUUCAUCGCGUCCAUCACGGGGUACGGCUUCUCCCUCAGCGCGCCGGCGUCCGUGUCCGGCCGCGCUGGGUACAUCGCCGUGCCCCUCGCCCUGCAGUUCAUCAUCGCCGCGACGAGCAACGCCGUGUUCGCCGCCAACCAGACGCUCGUCUCGGACCUCUGCCCCGGGAAGGGGGCCAGUGCCACGGCGAUGAACAACCUUGUGCGGUGCACCCUCGGCGCCGUGGGCGUUGCCGUUAUUGAUCCCAUGAUUAAGAGGUUGGGGCCAGAGUAUGCGUUUCUGACUUUGGCGAUUGUCAUGGCCUGCUGUGCGCCGCUUGCUGUGUUGACCUGGUUCUUCGGGCAGCGUUGGCGAGGGGAGAGGACCUCCAAGGCCCCAAGGUUAGCGCUCUGUGAGUGA